Molecule: messenger RNA, 1905 nt
Organism: Haliotis rufescens (red abalone)
Lineage: Eukaryota; Metazoa; Mollusca; Gastropoda; Lepetellida; Haliotidae
Product: MAM and LDL-receptor class A domain-containing protein 1-like
Exons: 13
Coding region: 115-1752 (545 amino acids)
Cellular component (GO): membrane
Source: RefSeq, a predicted model, not a curated record
UCGCUGGGAUCGACGACAGACUGUCUGGCCUACUCAAGAUUCGUGUGAAUACUACUUGUACACUGCUAGUGUCUACAAAAGUACAUUACUGCUACUUGUGUGUUGUCAAGUGUGAUGACCAUGUACGGUUUCUCAGCUCCUUUCUUCCUAAUGUUGCUGAUGGUGGGUCAUGAAGUCACAGCUCUGUCUUGCAACUUCGAUCACGGUUAUUGUGGCUGGAAGCAGAGCUGGAACAACCAGUUUGAUUGGAGGAUUGGAAAAGAAGCCACCUCCGAUGCCACUUCCGGUCCAAAAGAAGACCACACAUCUGGCAGAGGACAAUAUGUGUAUAUCCGAGGCAAGGACGCCCAUGACGCUGACGCUCAUGCCAGUCUCGUCAGCCCCUUUCUGAGUGUAACGUCUAUUAUCACCUUCAAAUUCUGGUACCAUAUGAACGGUAACGGAAUAGGGACGUUGUCAUUGUCGAUGCUGCCUGCAAGCGGUGGACGCAGGCUUCUGUGGCGGCUGUCUCGUCGUCAAGGCAACGAAUGGAAGCUGGCCCAAGUCAAACUGCCCCCUGGCCUGUAUCAGGUUGAGUUGGAUGCAACAGCGCUGCUACACGUUGGCAGCGACAUCGCUGUUGACGACAUUGACGUCACUCACGAACCUGCAGAGGUGACCGGUAUCACAAGACCCACCACUACAACAACAACUACGACUACGACCACAGCACCAACCACCACACUUUCAACAACACCUAGACCCACACUAGACCUCUCUUGUGCAUUCGAGAAGGAUUGGUGUGUUUGGAAGCAAGACAGCCUGGACAAUUAUGAUUGGAGGAGAAACAAGGGUUUGUCUGAUGACCGUUCAUCCGGGCCUUCAGGUGACCACACAACCGGAAAUGGCUACUACGUGUACAUGCGUGGAGCAGACUCCAGCCACCCUGGGGAGUACACCCGCCUGACCACCCCCUUCAUAGAGGCCUACAUCCCCUCCAACAUGACCUUCUGGUACCACAUGAAUGGUGCCGGCAUUGGCACACUGAAGGUGCUCCGACUUGGGCUGGACCACUCCACUACGGAACUGUUUUCCGCCAGUGGCAGACAGGGACCCGAAUGGCAUCAGGCUCAUGUCAACAUACUGCCCGGCACGUUUAGGAUCGUCAUUGAAGCAACGACCAAGCUGCACUACGGUAGCGACAUUGCGAUCGACGACAUCAUAGCCUCUGUGUUUGAAGUCUUCCCCAUGACAACUACACCAACGCCGACAACAACAACACCAACACCACCAACAACAGAACCAAAGCCCAUCACGUGUACGUUUGAGACUGGGAUGUGCGGAUGGUCCCAAUACAAGGGAGACAACAUAGAUUGGACUCGAUGGACGGGGGCGACACCAGACUUCGUCUCUGGACCAACGAACGAUCAUACCACUGCACAUGGAUACUUCAUGUUUCUUGACGGUCGCUACGUCGAGAACAGUAAUUGGACUGCUGACCUCAUAACACAUGACCUCGACAUCAAGACAACGUCGUCCUUGACCUUUUGGUAUUAUAUGAAUGGCGCCAACAUAGGAUCUCUGCGUGUCCAGAAACUGACAUCAGACGGCACCGUGACCACACUGUGGAGAAGAGAUGGGAGGCAGGCGCCAGACUGGUUAGAGGGGCAUGUCGCCCUGUCUGUGGGAACAUACAGACUGGCAAUGUCGGCUACGGCUCUUCAUCACUACGGAAGCGACCUCGCCAUUGAUGACGUCACACUAAAGAAAUAACUCUAGAUGUGGGGACUGAUGUUCACUGCCCAGGCACACACAGAAGCACCAACUACUGCUUGUAUAGUGAUGUACCAUGAAGAACACCUUGAAGACAUCUCAUUAGACUGCUCUACAAUUUGUUUUAGAAGACGUAGAAAUGUGAAUAUAUUA